ACAUCACAAUAUGGACUCGGGCUUACAAAACUUGUGAAGAUACGUAUUGGAAUGGGUCUUCUGCGCACACGCCAACAGCGUCAUACUGUUGCCAGUAUUCACGAAGCUAUGAUUGAUCUUCGAGAGAUGUUAUCCCAAUGCAGGUGCCUGGGAGAUGGUUAAUUUGCUCUUUCAUGAGCAUGCCAUGAGUGUUUUGAGAAAUGUUGUGAUAGCAUACUUUUCAAAGUACGAGGUUGACCUUGUCCGCCAGCGAAAGGCUCGUAGGCUCCAGAGACAACAGUUUUGGGCAGCAGGAGUCAAUGACUUGUUCGCUGUCGAUCAGCAUGACAAAUGGCUUAGGUUUGGACUUGCAUCACAUACUGGCAUCGAACCGUUUACUGGGCGCAUUAUGUGGAUGAGAGUGUGGCAUUCAAACCAAAAUCCACAACUCAUCCUAACUUACUACCUUGAGACCAUCCAGGAACUUGGUCAUAGGUUUUUCUUUAUGAGUUUUUACCAUAAUGCCAUUGAUGUUGUUAUUACAGACAUGCCUAUGGUCACACAGAGUGACCCAGGAUCGGAGAACUUUGGUAUUGCUAAUGCACACACCAUGCUCCGUCAAUGGCACAAUCUGACACUGCAAGGCACCCUGAAACACCGCUGGAUGUGUAUGAAGAAAAACGUCAUGCCAGAAAUCACGUGGUCUCAAUUACGACACCGGUUCACUCCAGGCUACGAGAAUUACUUAGACAGCGGUGUGGAUGCUGGUUGGUAUGACUGUGGCAAUGCUUUGCAACGCUUAAUAUUUCGAUGGAUAUUUAUUCCAUGGCUCCAACGUGAACUUGAUGGGUACAAGGACCGUAUAAACAACACCGCAAAGCGACAUGAUCAAAACAAGGUGCUCCCUCGUGGGGUGCCGAACCUCAUUUAUGAUUCACCAGGAGACUUCGGGGUGCUUGAUUUCAGAAUCAUUCUUGAACCAGGUGCUAUAGGCCGAGCUCGUAAUCUCAAUCUCAAUCUCAAUCACGCUGUCUUUGAGCUUGUCCCUCGAGACUUUGGUGAUUUCAUACAUCAGUGCUAUAAUGAGCUUGGCCACCCUGUUGUUGAUCGCCGCUCAGCAUGGAACGUCUAUUUGGACUUACACCAGAUCAUCUCUCGACUUUAUAAGCAGUUGCCACCAGUGGUGCUCCCCGAUGACAAUCUGAACGAUGAUUUCUUGCCGCUCUUGGAAAACCACGAAGACUUGGCAUUUCGCGACGGGAAUGAUGGGGCCUAUUAUAUGGGCGGUGUAGGAGGGGGAUUGGGCCUUGGUGUGUUUUCUCCGUGCAUGCAACAUUAAAAAGACCUGACUUUGUUGUAGAUGAAUCUCAUUCAUGACAAUUG
Molecule: messenger RNA, 1362 nt
Organism: Suillus bovinus
Lineage: Eukaryota; Fungi; Basidiomycota; Agaricomycetes; Boletales; Suillaceae
Exons: 6
Coding region: 155-1318 (387 amino acids)
Source: RefSeq, a predicted model, not a curated record